CUUAACUUGUCCCUCAAAUUUUCCAUCCCCCCUCAAACAUGUUCCAUUACUUCACAUCAUAUCCCCAAUCCAACCAAAUCAUUAAUUCCCCCUAACCUCCAUGCAGCUCGACCAUCGCUUGUGCUUCAUCCUACCGCCCGACUCCGGCGACCUCUCUAGGCUCGAUGCCGAGCAACCCAAACCGUUGCCGAAGGUUGUCAAACCGAAGAAGAAGCUAGUUGAGCACGAUGAUCAUAACCACCGGGGUUGCGGGAAGCAAGUACAAGCUUUGCUUCGGGAACUGUUGGCCCGCAUCUAUGACUCCAAAUGGCUCAGGUUCCUCCACCAAGAUGGCCGGCCGGGGAAGGACCGUUGCUCGGGCCCGUUCUUCGACAUGGAUGGUGUUCAGUUGUCGGACAAGGUCGGGAUGGACAACCCGAGGAUCUUCAGCUAUGCGGAGCUUUAUAUUGGAUCGAAGGGGUUCAGCGACGAUGAGGUUCUCGGCAGCGGAGGGUUCGGGAGGGUUUAUCGGACCGUUUUGCCCAGUGACGGGACGGUGGUGGCAGUGAAAUGUGUCGCGGAGAAGGGGGAGAGGUUCGAGAAGACGUUCGCGGCUGAGCUGGCUGCUGUUGCACACCUUCGCCACCGGAACCUUGUCAGGCUCCGGGGUUGGUGUGUACAUGAGGAUGAGCUUCUCCUUGUCUAUGACUACAUGCCUAACCGGAGCCUUGAUCGAGUGCUAUUCAGGCGGCCUGAGAACGAUAACACUGACAUGGUACCGAUUAGCUGGGAUCGACGGAGAAAGAUAAUCAAUGGGCUCGCGGUGGGUUUGCAUUACCUCCACGAGCAGCUUGAGACCCAGAUCAUUCACCGGGAUGUGAAGACGAGUAAUGUGAUGCUAGACUCCGACUUCAACGCUCGACUGGGCGACUUCGGGCUGGCGCGAUGGUUAGAGCACGAGCUCCAGUACCAAAGUGCAGCCCCACGUGUUUCCUUGAAGAACCGCCAGUUCCGGCUCGCUGACACAACUAGGAUUGGCGGAACGAUCGGAUAUCUUCCACCUGAGAGCUUUGAGAGGGGAACCAUUGCGACAGCAAAAUCGGAUGUUUUUAGUUUCGGGAUAGUAGUACUGGAGGUGGCGUCGGGUCGGAGGGCGGUGGACCUCACUUACACCGAGGACCAAAUCGUCUUGCUUGAUUGGGUUCGGAGGUUGUCUGAUGAGGGAAAGCUCUUGCAAGCGGGGGAUAAUCGACUCCCCGACGGGUCUUUCCGCCUCUCGGAAAUGGAAGAGAUGGUCCAUCUCGGACUCCUCUGCACGUUCCAUAACCCACAAUCCCGGCCGAGCAUGAAGUGGGUCGUGGAGGCUCUCUCCAGUAAUAUUGCCGGAAAACUUCCAGCCCUCCCCGCUUUGCAUUCACAUCCACAAUACAUCUCCCUGUCCUCAAGCUCAAACACUACCAUCUCCACUGCUACUUCAGUCACCUCCAGGUCCACUACCACAACAUCCACUGCAUCAUCGCAGUAUCAUACGGCCAUCCGGGAUACGAUAUAUGCCACUGCCGAGAAAGGAUAUACGGAUUCCAAUUCCGAAUCCACCACUAAUGGUCUCCAACGUCGACGAUCGAACAAAUUUUUCAUUGUUGAGACUCCCCGUGAGAUAUCAUAUAAAGAGCUCGUCUCUGCCACGAACAACUUCUCAGAGUCUCGGAGGGUGGCGGAGCUAGACUUUGGGACUGCCUACUAUGGGAUUCUCGGCAACAACCACCAUCAAAUCCUCGUGAAAAGGCUCGGGAUGAACAAGUGCCCUGCCUUGCGGGCAAGGUUCUCAGAUGAGCUCCAGAACCUUGGACGGCUCAGACACCGCAACCUUGUGCAACUCCGAGGGUGGUGCACCGAGCAAGGAGAGAUGCUCGUGGUGUAUGACUACUCAGCGACUCGCCUUCUGAGCCACCUCCUGUUUGAUCAUCAUCACGAGCGGAAACCUGCUCGCCCUGUCCUGAGAUGGCAUCAUAAGUAUAAUAUUAUCAGAUCGCUUGCCUCUGCGAUUCUCUAUCUCCAUGAGGAAUGGGACGAGCAAGUGAUCCACCGGAACAUUACCUCCUCGGCCAUAAUUCUCGAUCCCGAUAUGAACCCAAGGCUCGGCUGCUUUGCCCUUGCGGAGUUCUUGACACGGAACGACCAUGCACACAAGUCAGCUAGUAAGAAAAGCAAGUCGGUCAGAGGAAUUUUCGGAUACAUGUCCCCUGAGUAUAUCGAGUCAGGGGAGGCAACAACAAAAGCUGAUGUUUAUAGCUUUGGGGUAGUGAUUCUCGAGAUACUCACGGGGCAGUUGGCGGUUGAUUUCCGAAGGAAGGAUGUACUGCUAGUGCGUAAGGCUCAUGAAGUAGAGCCGAGGAGUUUAGAGGAGAUGAUUGAUUUAAUGCUAAUCGAAGAGGGUGACCAAAGAGAGAUGGUGAGGUUAGUGAAGCUUGGGAUUGCUUGCACUAAAAGUAAUCCUGAGUCGAGGCCAAGCAUGAGGCAGAUAGUGAGCAUACUUGACGGAAACGAUACAUGCUUCACAGAGAGUCGGGAUGAGAGCAUGGAUGAGUGGAGGCGGAAGAACGCGACGGCUCUUUCACUGAUUAGAAGCAUGCAAGCCCUGGGAAUACAGUAGAAUCACAAUGUAGGGAGUUCGUUGGUUGUGUGUUAUCUUGUAUUAGACAGAGAUUGAGAGAAUGCGCUGUGCAUAAUAUUGUGAGGAGCAUAUAUAUGUAGAUUUUUCUUGAAUCCAUUGCAGUAGCAAUGAGCAUAUAUAUGUAGACUUUUCUUGAAUCCAUUGCAGUAGCAAUGUUUUAAUUCGAAUUUGAAAGCCGAAGCACCUUUCCUCCAA
Punica granatum (pomegranate) is the source of this 2848-nucleotide messenger RNA. Lineage: Eukaryota; Viridiplantae; Streptophyta; Magnoliopsida; Myrtales; Lythraceae. The record is from RefSeq and is a predicted model, not a curated record.